Colletotrichum phormii is the source of this 966-nucleotide messenger RNA. Its product is annotated as helix-loop-helix DNA-binding domain-containing protein. Gene Ontology annotation, molecular function: DNA-binding transcription factor activity; protein dimerization activity. The record is from RefSeq and is a predicted model, not a curated record. The transcript has 2 exons. The coding region runs from base 1 to 966 and encodes 321 amino acids. Lineage: Eukaryota; Fungi; Ascomycota; Sordariomycetes; Glomerellales; Glomerellaceae. Gene Ontology annotation, cellular component: nucleus.
AUGGCCGACGUCAUGAGCGAGCACCCAGACCUGUCGGAGUUGGCUGGCUCUCCAUCUCCUGGUCAGAAGCGAAAGCGCGACGACGACUUGUCUGAUUCGAUGAGCCCUAGUCGAAAGCGCGCUAGUGCCGAAGGACUCUCAGAUGUUGACACCGCCCAAUUCAUUGAGAAUGCUGUCGAGGCUGCCCAUGCUGCCGCUCAGAACGGUGUCUCCGCCGCCGACUUCAGCGCCCUGCAACAAGCUGCUGCUGCUGAGCAUUCCGAGGCAGCCGACCCGGCCAAUGCUUCCAGCACCGCUGCUGCCGCCCUCGGAUCCAUGUAUCCCACCCUUCAUGUUCCUCCCACCACUGAGGAGCAGUUUGCUGCACAGACGAGUAAUGAUCCUACCCAUGGUCAGGACCAUGGCUUCGGUCAUGCUGACCUGCCGGACGGGCUCCCAGGUCUGCCUCCUGUACCUCAGCCCACCAAUGGUCUCCAGGCUGUGCAACCUCAGCAAUCCCACCAGCCUCACCAGCAGCAUCAACCUCCCCCACCUCAGCACCGUUAUUCGUCUGGAUCAGCCGGCACUCCCGCUAAGAAACCGGACGUUGGCUCAGAGGAAUGGCAUAAGAUGCGUAAAGACAAUCAUAAAGAGGUCGAGCGUCGUCGUCGUGAAACGAUCAACGAAGGCAUCAAUGAGUUGGCCAAGAUUGUGCCUAAUUGCGAGAAGAACAAAGGCUCCAUCCUUCAGCGUGCCGUCACCUUCAUCAACCAACUCAAGGAGAAUGAGACGCAGAACAUAGAGAAAUGGACUCUUGAGAAGCUGCUUACGGAGCAAGCUAUAGCAGAGCUCAGUGCCUCCAAUGACAAGCUGAAGCAAGAGUGCGAACGUCUCUACAAGGAACUAGAGACUUGGAAACGAGUUGCUCAGAACGCGGGUCUUUCAUACCCCCAGGCGAACAAGGAGGAACCGGCAAGCACGACCUAG